AUGUCUAUAGUAAGACUUAUUUGGGAGAAGGUUGUUAUAAAUUUUUUGUGUGAGAAACUCUUUGAAAGCAAUACAGCUUUAUCUGAAAGUGGAAUAUUUCUUGUAAAAGUGAAAACAGGAAAAAAAGAAGCAAUUAGAAAUUACAAUUACCUUUCUGAAGAUUUUGAAAGACCUCCCCAGCUGUUACCAUAUGGCGAUAAUUGUAUGGGCCGGAUAGCUGUAGAAUCUACUACUGCUGAUAAUUAUUUUGAGUGGCUUAAAGCAGUGGCAGAAUGGAAGAAAACUGAGAAUGCUCCUAACGGAUUUUGCCCAAUAUGUUACCCACCAAAUAUGACAGAACCUGAUAUUUCAAUUGCAUUUUUCUUUCUAAGAGCAGAAGAUGAUAUGCAAUUGAAUGAAGAACGAAAAUCCUAUAUUCUUAGCGUUCAGGUCAAGUUAAGAAAAAAGGCUAUUAUAAAGGAAUCAUUUACAGUCUGCGACGAAAUGAAGACUGACAACAGGACUGCGCAGGCUCAAUCCAUUCAACAUUUGUGGAAUUCUGGGAUUACGAAUGCAGCCGAAAUAAGACGUAGUACAAAUAUAUCAAGAACUGUUGAACCAAAUCGGAUGUUUAUAAACAAAAAUGGAAAGUCUAAUCCUCCUAAAGCCAAUGAUACGUUAAAUGAGAUCUACAAAGAUCAGGGCUGGUUUGAUCGUAAUAUGAAGAUGAUUGUUGUUUAUCCUUGUAAUCCUCAGAGAAAAGAUCAAUAUCAGCAAACAUCUGAUGCAUCAAGAAGAAAAAGUAUAAUACCAAGAGUAAUUAUUGACAUGGAGAAUGCAAGCACUUUAUUUCCUGAUGAUUGUCAAGAGUGGAUCCAAGAGUAUAAGAAAAAAAUCCCGGAUGAUUGGGAUUGUAGUGAUGAAAAGUGA
Funneliformis mosseae is the source of this 909-nucleotide messenger RNA. The record is from the annotation of a GenBank genome assembly. Lineage: Eukaryota; Fungi; Glomeromycota; Glomeromycetes; Glomerales; Glomeraceae.